Molecule: messenger RNA, 2397 nt
Organism: Didymosphaeria variabile
Lineage: Eukaryota; Fungi; Ascomycota; Dothideomycetes; Pleosporales; Didymosphaeriaceae
Gene: DML1
Product: mtDNA inheritance, partitioning of the mitochondrial organelle
Exons: 4
Coding region: 1-2397 (798 amino acids)
Biological process (GO): RNA splicing; mitochondrion distribution
Cellular component (GO): spliceosomal complex; cytoplasm
Source: RefSeq, a predicted model, not a curated record
AUGAAUCUAGCCUCCCUAAUCAACAAGGCCAAGCAGAAGGCACCACCCACCGAGUCGUCCGACAAGAAGUUCCUCAGCCGCAAAGAGCUCGAGGCGCAGCGACAAGCCGCAUACCAUGCCGAGCAAGAAGCCGCCGAGAAGGCUCGCCAGAACAAAUUAACGCGCAAAAGGAAAGCGGAAGAGGAAGAGACAGCAAGGGAAGAGGCGCGGCGCGAGAAGCAGAGGAAGUUUGCAGAGGAAUCGAGGCGGAUGCGGCGAGAAGAGACGGAAGAGGAAGAGUGCAGGCGGAGAAAACGGUUGGGGCUUCCAGAUCUGCCACCGAAGAAGGCGAACGGCGAGGAGGACGGCACACCGAUUCCGGAAGACGAAGACAUAGCUGACGAGGAGCUACUCGGGAAGUUAAGGGCGCUGGAAGAACCAGUGAUGCUGUUUGGAGAGACACAUAAGCAGCGGCUGAAGCGGUACAAGAAGCGCGUCGGAGCCGAUAGCCUCAAGGCAACAAUGACCGACGGUCCAAUACCCACAACGCUGCAACUCGUACCAGAGAAAGACAUGAAGGUGGAGCUCACGCUACCGAAAGACAAGAACGGUCGCGAGUUCUUAUUCAGACAACUUGCGAGUUACUUCACAAUGGUGCUACAAGAAUGGGAGACCACACUGUCCCGACGGACUGUCGAAGUCAAGAACAGCUACCCAGGAAAGCAAGCCUACAGCGCCAUGGUGCAAGCUCGUGAGAAUCUACGCCCGCUUUUCAAGAAGAUGGAGCAGUACGACCUGCCCGACAGCAUCCUCGAACCUGUUGUAGAAAUUGUGCACGCGGCGCAAGAACGGAGAUACGUGGAUGCGAACGACGGCUACCUCAGGCUGAGUAUCGGCAAGGCGGCGUGGCCGAUCGGUGUUACUAUGGAGUCCUACUUCACUUAUCCACCCGAGGAGGAGUCGCCAGUUAACCACGACAUUCACUUUCGAGCUGGCAUUGCCCCAGAUGGCUCGGAUACAUUCACUCCGCGAGCUCUGAUCUAUGAUCUUAAGGGCGCGUUUGGCAGCAUGAAGAAGGUCAAUGCUCUUUACGAGCCCGAAGAAGAUGUCAACAUUGAUCGAUCUAGCGUAUGGCCGUCGAAGCCCAUCGUUCAGCGCUCUGCACCAAUACAACCAUCCUCGUAUCAGACACACCUUGACGCGGGCCUCGACCCCCCUCAACUCACUACUUCCACCGUACGCUACUGGUCUGACUACUCGCGUGUCUUCUACCAUCCUAGGUCGCUAACACAGCUGUCUGAGUUCGAAGUAAAUGAUGGCCUGAUGCCCUUCGAGAAAUGGCACGUCGGCAUGGAGCUCUUCGAGAAGCUGGAACGAGAUGUGGACUUGGUCGAUCGAGACCUCAGACCCUUCGCUGAGGAAUGCGAUGGAAUGCAGAGUAUACAAAUCUUCACUGGCGUAGACGAUGCUUGGGGAGGGUGGGCUAGUGGAUGGCUUGAGAGACUACGGGACGAGUAUGGAAAGUUGAGCAUCUGGACGUGGGGGCUUGGAGAUCAAGGAGGCAAUACGACGACCCCGAGGGAAAGGCGAUUACAGCAGAUCGAAAACUCGGCACAUUCUCUUCACAUACUUGCUGAGCAGUCAUCUGUGUACAUCCCAAUCCCGAACGUGCCGAUCAGAACUCCCUCCUACCUAUCCUUGAGUUGUACCUCACCAUGGUACGUUGGAGCGCUUCAGGCGGUAGCCUUGGAAAGCAUGACGAUAUCUUCUCGCCUGAGAUCUGCUCUUGGUGGAAGAGGAACUCUCCAGGACAUCGAAGCAACUUUCAACAGCACUGGAAAGCGUCGGGUUGCCAAACUGGAACUGAGUGUCGCUGAUCCAGACGUGUUGUCCGAGCAAGCAUCUGCACAAAUUGCCCAAGCGGAAAAGGCGGGGUCUAUCACGUCUCGCCAGACGAGCGAAGCCGAUGAGCAACUGACAAGUUUCGAUAUCGAUGCUUUCACCAUAGACUACAAGAUUGGAGCGUCACGCCCUACGAAGCGAGAACAUGUUUUCGGCAGAGUGGAAGCAGCACGAGGUGACUGGAACGUGAUUGAAGACCGUGAUCCUCACGAUAGGUUCGGCGAUGGCCCGGCUUUGCAAAGGUUCGCUGCACCGCUGCUCUUCCCACUUCUCGAUAGCUUCCCAGCAUCAUUAUUCAAUAUCGGCACGGGAGAAGGGCGUAAAAUCGCCGUGCGUUCGGGGCUUACCACCAGCACAGCGGUUGCUGACCAGGUGCGGGCGGUGGAACAAAUUGUGCGCCGCAUGCACAUGGUUGGCAUUGAUGAGCGCGAAACAAUCUGCAAUGGACUGCAAACCAUGGCAGAAGAAUACGAUGAAGGUUGGGAUAGUGGGAGCGACAGCGAUGAGGACGACUGA